CAGUGACGCAUGAGUGUUGGCCGAGUGUCAGUGCUAGUUAGCUAUGUACGCAUGCGCAGAACACAGCAGUUUGAAGAAUUUCCCGCGAAGGGCAAAUCAUAAACUUGCCUGUUUCCAUGGAGUGGCUUUGAUGAUUUGAUGCCAAUCAUUAUGAAGCCGGUUAGAGGAUCUGGAAGAAAAUCUACCAAAGCCCCGCAAGGCAGAGGACGGAGUACAAAAAAUGUUCCGACAACCUCUGAGGAGCCUGGUACCAGCAGUGAAGGAGUGAAGCAACAGCAGGUGAAGAAAAGGAAAAGGCCUCCAUCAUCAGCUGACAUAAACAAGUUCAGAGGCCGAGAGAAAUGGAAAGCGUUGGCCCAGCCUAUCAUUGCGGCCCUAGAUAAGAUGCUAGGGCUGUCAGUGCUCUCUGUCCUGUCAAUGAGAAUAAAGGAGAAAGAGGAGACUCAGAAACAUCUGAAUAUUUUGAAAGAAAGAUUCCUGGACCGCUGUGUCCAGCUCACAGUGCCCCCACGGAAACAAGUGGACCUGGGGCACGUGUCACGGCAGUACCAGGCAGAGAGCUUGAAGGCGGAAGAGGGGGAAAAGAGACUCGGAGCACUGACGGAGAACCACAGGUCUGUGGUCAGCACCCUGGAAGAGUUGGAGGUGACGAGAGACAGAAUGGACGAGGAAUGCAGGCUUCUGAGAUCCAGGAUGGAGGAGCAGGAGGAGAAAUCACACGAGGUUCUACAGAGGAGAGAGCAGACGGUUCUCCAUCUUCCUCCCCUGCCUCCUCGCUCUGAAACGGAACAGCCGCUGCAGGAGAGGCUGAUGAAGUUAUUGCCAAACAGGGAUGCUAUGGUGAAAUCGCUGCAGAACAUGCCAGAAAUCCAGCAGCUGAAUACUUUUAUGGAGCUUGCGCAUGAACACACCGACCAGCGCCUAGCCGCCCUCAACAGCCAUAAAUGAUUCAACCAC
Messenger RNA from Alosa sapidissima (American shad), 957 nucleotides. Its product is annotated as centromere protein Q. The coding region runs from base 139 to 948 and encodes 269 amino acids. The transcript has 9 exons. The record is from RefSeq and is a predicted model, not a curated record. NCBI's taxonomy places the organism in Eukaryota, Metazoa, Chordata, Actinopteri, Clupeiformes, Clupeidae.